Coregonus clupeaformis (lake whitefish) is the source of this 2010-nucleotide messenger RNA. RefSeq names its product doublecortin domain containing 2B (gene dcdc2b). Gene Ontology annotation, biological process: intracellular signal transduction. Lineage: Eukaryota; Metazoa; Chordata; Actinopteri; Salmoniformes; Salmonidae. The transcript has 15 exons. The record is from RefSeq and is a predicted model, not a curated record. Gene Ontology annotation, cellular component: microtubule organizing center; microtubule. Bases 177 to 1865 code for a protein of 562 amino acids.
UACUCACAGCCGCCAGAGAGUAGUGUGUGUGUGAGAGAGCGGAGAAAACAGGAGAGGGAGAGUCCAGAGCUGUGAGAGACAACCACACAGAAUACAACAACAGAAGGGGGUCUCUCCUUCUAAUUCAAACAUUUUGACACUCUUCUAGCCUUCUAAGGUGGUUAAGGUUUGAGUGUAUGAGAGGUGGUGUGGUAGACCCCGAGCAGACGGGGACACAGACAGCAUCUGGAGAAAUGGCUUCCAGUGGGACAGCAACUCUCCUGCCUCCAGUCAAGAGCGUGAUGGUCUACAGGAACGGUGACCCCUUCCACUCUGGCAGGAGGCUUGUGGUCAACCAUCGACAGGUGGCCACCAUGGAGGCAUUCCUCAAUGACGUGACCCACUGCAUCCAGGCUCCACUAGCCGUGAGGACCCUGUACACCCCCCGGCAGGGUCACCGGGUCAGGGAACUGCAGGACCUCCAGACCGGGGCCCAGUACGUGGCUGCAGGCUUUGAGAGGUUCAAGAAGCUGGAUUAUUUGAACACAGGGCUGAAGAAGCAGCCUGUACACAGAGAAGGAGCUCAGGCAAUAUUACUCCACAGACCGAAUGUGUCAGCAAAAUGGAGAAAGUAUAUUCCUCUACCCUGUAUCAUAAAUGUUUUCCGCAACGGAGAUCUCCUCUGCUUGCCAUUCCGGUUCAUCAUUCCCAGGACCUGGCAGCAAGACCUGGAUCAGAUCCUCGGUCUAGUCACAGAGAAAGCCAAUUUACGCACUGGAGCCGUGCGCAGGUUGUGCACUCUAGAGGGUGUGACCGUGUCCAGUGCAGAUGAGCUGGAGAGUGGCCAGUACUACGUGGCUGUGGGAGCGGAGAGGUUCAAGAAGCUUCCCUACGUGGAGAUGUUGGUUCCUAAAGCCUCUGAGAGAAAUUACCCUGGAAUUAGAAGGUUGUCAAGGAGAUAUGGGGGCAGGAAGGCAGCCAGUGGCCCUGAGGACAGAUACAGUGACUCUGCUCUCCUGGACUCUCCAGAGUCAGACGGACGGAGGGUGAAGUCAACGGGGGACGAAGUGGGGGAGACGGCACUCCCAGCCAUCCAAAGGAGACCAAGGAAGGAGGUGAGCUCUAUCUUCUACGCCAGACCAGUGAAGGUUCGAGUGAGGAACAGAGCCCAACCUAGGCCUCCGCCAAGGAGUGGACCAGUCCAGGCCAGUGUGUUCAAAGGAUGUGUACGGAGGAGGAGAGAGGAGGUGCAGGGGGCUGAGGAGGUGCUGGAGGAUGAGAACACAGCAGUCGAUCUCCCUGUUGACCAGAGAGUGGCAGAGAGAGUGGAGGAUGAGGGCCUAAUUGGCAGAGAUCCUCCUCAUUCCAACAGCAGAGAUCAGAUUUUGACCAAGGCUACAGUGGGUAAGAAGUUCUGUGAAAAAGAUCCCCCUCCCCCCCCAAAAGACCCAGACAAGGUGGAAACAUCGACUGAGCAAGACAGGAACUCACCUGCAAAUGCCAGCUCUUCAAUCUGCAAAGAGGAUGCUGUCAAUGGGACCCCUAAGCCUGACACAAAAGCACCACAGAGAAAGGUAGAGACUGUGGAAAAUGAGGUGUUGGUUGAGCCAGAUCACACAGACGACAGUGAUCAGGCAAACACAUCCCUGGAGAAUGAGAUGCAUUCAACCGCAGAGCCAAACACAUCUGUCUACAAAGAAAAAGACGCUGCCUUAGAGAGUUGUGUGUCUGCUACUGAAGCACCAAAGGAGCCAGUGACGGAGCCAAAGCUGGCCACUCGACACUCAAGGGCUUCUUCUUCAUCAUCGUCCUCCGCAUCUCAGAGUUUUCGGAAAAGCAGGGGGAUCCAAGGAGACAGGGAAAGUCUUCGAUCAGGCUCGAUUUGAAUGAUCAUCAUUGUAUAUAAAAUCACUUUAAAACUAGAGCUGUUUAAAAUACAAUAUAUUAUGGCCCUGUCUGAUUGGUUUAUUCUACCUAGGGAGACCUCGUACCCCCCCGCCAGACACUGUAAUGGAACAGCCAACAGUCAAC